AUGCCCAAAACCUCCACACAAAAACACAGGUCCAAGACCACCACUCGGAAGAAGCAGAAGAAGCUGUCUCGGGGGCUCAAAUACCUAUUCGAUUUCCUUGUCGUCGUCCUCCUUGUCGUCGUCGUCGUCGUCCUCAUCCUCCUCUUCAUCCUCAUCCUCAUCCUCCUCGUCCUCAUCCUCCUCUUCAUCCUCAUCCUCUUCAUCCUCAUCCUCUUCUUCAAAAAACUCCAACUCCGACUCCAAUCGGGAUCUUAA
Messenger RNA from Epithele typhae, 255 nucleotides. RefSeq lists its product as uncharacterized. Bases 1 to 255 code for a protein of 84 amino acids. Lineage: Eukaryota; Fungi; Basidiomycota; Agaricomycetes; Polyporales; Epitheliaceae. The transcript is spliced from 2 exons. The record is from RefSeq and is a predicted model, not a curated record.